Messenger RNA from Megalops cyprinoides (Indo-Pacific tarpon), 2444 nucleotides. RefSeq lists its product as uncharacterized. Bases 135 to 1217 code for a protein of 360 amino acids. Lineage: Eukaryota; Metazoa; Chordata; Actinopteri; Elopiformes; Megalopidae. The record is from RefSeq and is a predicted model, not a curated record. The transcript is spliced from 2 exons.
GCCAUUUUAAUUCGAUUCCUCUUGGCUGUUGAAGUCUGUGGACCAACCGGGGCAAGCUAACCCAGGGAGAUCGAGUCGAGGAUAAAACGGACACAUCUUUUGAGGCUUAUGUAGUUCAUCUGUUGACUUAUGCCAUGAAUUGUGAAGAGGAGGUUGCUCAAAAGGCAGUUCACUCCUGGUCCAGAAUCACCUCAGCUGGGCAGACUGCUCUUGCAGAGGCUCUGAGGGUUUUCAGCCCUAUGUCAAAGGACCUUUCUGAUACUGAGAUGCAGCUUGUGUCCUUUCUUCAGGGGCUCAAAGAUGAAGGUCACAAGCCUACUGUGCUAAAGAGCAAAGAUGUCUAUGGGUACAAGUCUUGUAUGACAGAACCCCUGUCAGCUGAGAAGAUGACAAAAACACUGGACCUUACCAACAAAGUUGCAAAGGUGCAGAGAUCUACCAAGAGACGAGGAAGAAAACCACUAGUCAAGAAAAAGGAGGUCAACUACACACUGCUGAGUGAGGCAGCAAAGACAAUUGUAAAGAAUCAGCCUAAGAUAAUGUUGACUAAUCUGUCUCAGGAGUCUGUCAAGAGGACAGUCCUCUCCAAGCCUCCCAUUUUGACUGUUAGACCUGUCCAGAUGCAGCCAUGUCUGAAACUGACCAAUGUAACGGGCCCUUCAGGGGGCCAUACAGCAAGGCUGCAGAUACACUCAGAUCAGGGGUCUCGGGGAGUAGCCGUAGCCAAUUCUCACCGCGAAGCGACACUGUCGGGCAUACCAGUUCAGCCUUUGGAGACUGCUGGUAAAACGCCCAAAGCUGUUGUGUCGGACAGCUUGCACCUAACAUCCUGUCCAGUCAAGGUGGGCGUUGCACUCAUCGGGGACUCCGCUCCAGUCGUGUGUCAGAAUGGCAGGCUAUUGAAAGAGAGCAGAAACUACAAAAUGGUUCCUGUACGGAUAAGCAAACCUAGCAUUGCAAAUGACAAGCCAGGCUGGAGGGACAACGGAACGCUCACUGUGCUGAACUGUGAGCAAGACUUGGAUGCGUCCAGGUCAGUCUGGGCCAUGAAAGGUCGAGAAGACUCUAGGCUGAAUGAAAAUAACCUGAGGCUAAAGGUCAUCAAGGUGGAUGAUUCCAUCACAGAUGAAGAAGUGAGGAGGAAAGCUCAGAAGAUCUUGCAAGUUAAUUUAUCGCCUGUGAUACAGAUUCAGCCACUCAUAGCUCAUCCUGUAUAAACGCUAGAUGUUUUUCAGAGGAGGCUCCAUAUGAUAUCUACAGUGACAUUGAUAAAGGAAGGCAUCGCAGGCCCUGAAUUUACCAUCGUGGAAAUUUUUUGGAUGCAGUUAUGGUAGGAUUAUCAUUUUGGGUUAAGAAGUGUAACCCGAGAAUAAACAAUUAAAGACAGGCAUUUUCGCAGGACGGUGCAUAUAGGAAGUGUUCCACUUUCCAUUUUAUCAUUUAUUUAAUAUGGUGCAAAUUUGAAUUUGCACAAUUUUGUAAGGUUAGUUGUCCUGUUUAAUGCCAUUUUCAUGUAUGAUGAGGGAUAGGAAAUCCAGUUAUAGCAAAGCCAUGUCAUAUUACUAUGCAGUAUCCAUGUAAAUUUUUUUUUUCUUAUUAAAAAGAUUUAUAUUUGUUUUUCUACUUAGUUGAAUUUCUAACCAAAAUUGCUGAUGUACAUUUAAUAUUGGGCGCCAUUUCCUUCAGUUGGAGAGGGGGAGGGCAUGGACUGUAUAUUUGAGUCUCCUUGUUUGCAGUUAGAAAAUUCUCUGGUCUUAGAUUCUGGCACUUUUAUUGAAAAUGGACUGUUUUAAUAAAUUAAAAUGAUUUCAAAGUGGUGUGUCACAAUUACAAUUUUGCUUCAUAUACAUAAACACAAAUUGUUUUCUGACAGAUCGUUACCGGAUGAGAAUGAGAUGUCUUGGGUGUCUUUUUGAAGAAAGAGUCUUUUUGGCGCUUGAGAGAACCUGGUGCUUGAAUUUGUUUUCACCCCUUUUGACAUUACAUUGUAUGAAAUUACAGAAUGAAUGUUGCCAAUGUAAAUUGCUUGCAUUGUCUUAACUGCCUUUAAGGUUUAUUUUGGCUAGAUGCUCAGAGAAUUGCAUUCAUUUACUUGAGUAGAGAGAAGCUGCUGGGUGCAAAGGGGGUGUAUUUAAGACUUGGAUUUAAUUAGAACCCCCUGUCUUUCUUGUUAUUCUAAGGUGUAUUUUUUAGUUAGACUAUUUUUGGAAAUGCAGUAUUUAGCUUUGCAAUUCUUGUACUUGAUAACACAGCAGACUCGGCGCUAGGAGAAAAUACAGAGGGGUGCAAUUGCAAUCCAUGUGGGUGCACAAAAAGACAUACUUUGUAGACAUCAGUAUAUAAGGAGACAAUUAGGGAUGCACUGAGGUCCGUCUGGAGGUGCAGUGCGCCUGUAAGCACCCCCAUGGCGCUGGGCCUGUAACACAGUUCUUGCUGUGGGUAAU